Molecule: messenger RNA, 1629 nt
Organism: Closterium sp. NIES-65
Lineage: Eukaryota; Viridiplantae; Streptophyta; Zygnematophyceae; Desmidiales; Closteriaceae
Source: the annotation of a GenBank genome assembly
AUGGCCGCCAUUCACGCAUCGGCAGCAGCUCGUCUUGUGACAUCGUCGCCAUCGGCGAUUGUCGCAACGAGUAUUCGAUCAGAAAGCGGGCCAUUGUCCCGUUCACCGUUCUUUUCUGGCUCUUCGCGUUCCUUGGUUCUCUCCGCUGAGAGUCCCUUUUCUGCGGCCCGUCCAGCAAGCACGUCCUCUCAGCCCGCCUCGUUCGGGUUGGCGCCUUGCAAAGCACGCCGCUUGUCCGUGUCAGCUCAAGCCGCGGGCUCGGAUGCAGCAAAGGUGAGUGGGAGUCGGCGCAUGGUGUCACAGCGAGUAGAGAGAUGUGUAUUCACCCCCUCUCAACCCGCCUGGUUCGGGUUCGGGUUGGUGCCUUGCAACGCUCGCCGUUUGACUGUGUCAGCUCAAGCCACGGGCUCCGAUGCAGCAAAGCCUGGAGAUUGGUUGGCCACGGCACGGCUUCCUUUUUCCCCAUACCCCUCCCAAAUUUCUGUGGUAGAGGCCUACCAAGGCGAGCAAGUGAAAGUUCUGACGCGCUCAGUGGAUCGGGCCAAGGAGGUCUUUGCAGCCCCUCUUCCUUCUCGUCCCUCCUUUCCCUCCCUGAUUGCUCCUACUCUCUACUCCUCCCACCACCUCUCUGUCACGGAGGGAGUGGAGAUGGUGGGGCUGGAGGGGUGGGCAGCAGCUGUGGCAGGCAGCACGGAGGGAGUGGAGCUGGUGGGGCCGGAGGGGUGGGCAGCAGCCGUGGCAGGCAGUGGGUCAGUGGUGAAUCUGGCCGGCACACCCAUCAGCACCCGAUGGAGCCCUGCGAUCAAGGCAGAGAUCAUCUCCAGCCGAGUGGACACGACUGCUAAGAUCGUAGAGGCGAUUAACUCCCUCCCAAAGGACAAGCGCCCCUCUGUUCUGGUCAACACCUCGGCUGUGGGCUUCUAUGGAACGAGUGAAACAGCCACUUAUGAUGAGAGCAGCCCGGCUGGCAACGACUUUCUGGCGGAGGUGUGCACCAAGUGGGAGGCGGAGGUGCAGAAAGUGUGCACCAAGUGGGAGGCAGAGGUGCAGAAAGUGUGCACCAAGUGGGAGGCAGAGGCACAGAAGGUCUCUCCUGACUCGACUCGCCUCGCUAUAAUCCGCUUUGGAGUUGUGCUGGACAAGGGGGGAGGAGCGCUGGGCAAGAUGCUGCCCAUCUUCCAGCUCUUUGCAGGCGGCCCUCUAGGCACGGGGCAGCAGUGGGCAGGUGGCAGAGACAAGGGCGGGGGAGUGCUGGGCAAGAUGCUGCCCAUCUUCCAGCUCUUUGCUGGAGGCCCUCUAGGCACGGGGCAGCAGUGGAUGUCGUGGGUACACAGAGACGACCUAGUCGCCCUGAUCAUUGAAACCCUGCGCAACAAGGAGUUUACAGGGGUGCUGAACGGUACUGCACCCAGCCCCGCCCGCAUGGCGCAGUUCUGUGAGGCGCUGGGCUCGGCCAUCGGCCGCCCGUCGUGGCUGCCUGUUCCUAACUUCGCUGUGCAGACGCUGCUUGGAGAGGGCGCCAUGGUGGUGCUGGACGGGCAGCGUGUGUUGCCUAAGCGCACAGAGAGCCUCGGGUUCCGUUUCAAAUACAGGAACAUUCAAAACGCCCUUGCUGCCAUCUUCUCUUGA